CAGUGACCUGGGCCGGGUCCGCCCGGUGGGCCGAGGUUGCAGAGGAGGCGGCGGGUGGUACGGUGGCGAGGCGGCGCGACGGGCGGGUGCCGACUCCCGGAGGCCGCCGUCGGGGCGAGGUGUCCUCAUGACUUCCCCUGCAGACCAUGUCUAUGAUCCUUUUUGCCUGUGUGGUGAGGGUGAGGGAUGGACUGCCCCUCUCGGCCUCCACUGACUUUUACCACACCCAGGAUUUUCUGGAAUGCCGGAGACGGCUCAAGACUUUAGCCUUGCGACUGGCCCAGUACCCAGGUCGAGGUUCUGCGGAAGGAUGUGACUUCAAUAUACAUUUUUCUUCUUUGCGGGAUGUGGCUUGCAUGGCUAUCUGCUCCCGCCAGUGUCCAGUGGCCAUGGCCUUCAGCUUCCUGGAGACCGUGUGGUGGGAAUUCACAGCUUCCUAUGACACCACCUGUAUUGGCCUAGCCUCCAGGCCGUACGCCUUUCUCGAGUUUGACAGUAUCAUUCAGAACGUGAAGUGGCAUUUUAACCAUGUAAGUUCCAUUCAGAUGGAGAGCAGCUUGGAAAAAAUUCAGGAGGAGCUGGAGUUCCAGCCUCCAGUGGUUCUCACUCUGGAGGACAUGGAUGUGGCAAAUGGGCUAAUGAACGGUCACACACAGAUACACUUGGAGCCUGCUCCUAAUUUCCGAAUGGAACCAGUGACAGCCCUGGGUGUCCUCUCGCUUAUUCUCAACAUCAUGUGUGCUGCUCUGAAUCUCAUCCGUGGGAUUCACCUCGCAGAACAUUCUUUACAGGUUGUCCACGAGGAAAUUGGAAAUAUUCUGGCUUUUCUUAUUCCUUUUGUAGCCUGUAUUUUCCAGUGCUAUUUGUACCUGUUCUAUAGUCCAGCCAGGACUAUGAAGGUGGUGUUCCUGCUGCUCUUUAUCUGCCUGGGCAACAUGUACCUGCACGGGCUGCGGAACGUCUGGCAAAUCCUCUUCCACAUAGCGGUGGCUUUUCUGUCUUCGUAUCAGAUACUGACCAGGCAGCUUCAGGAGAAGCAGUCUGACUGCGGAGUUUGA
Messenger RNA from Neomonachus schauinslandi (Hawaiian monk seal), 1058 nucleotides. It is a transcript of the gene SEC22C, whose product is annotated as SEC22 homolog C, vesicle trafficking protein. The record is from RefSeq and is a predicted model, not a curated record. NCBI's taxonomy places the organism in Eukaryota, Metazoa, Chordata, Mammalia, Carnivora, Phocidae. Bases 147 to 1058 code for a protein of 303 amino acids. Gene Ontology annotation, biological process: endoplasmic reticulum to Golgi vesicle-mediated transport. The transcript is spliced from 7 exons.